UCGUAAGCAGCCGUGUUUUGUUAUGACAGUAAAAUUUAACCAUAACGUUGUAUAACUGGAUGGAUCGCCGGAUUACCGUAGAAUCGAGGAACAUUCAUGCAGUUUGAACUCAAACAAAAAAUUAGGGAACCAUGCUAUGUCAACGUUCGUUUGAAGCAAUUUUAAAAUUGACUCGAAGGUUUUCAAACGUAACACUGCAUGCCAAACCGGCGGAUUACAAUCCUGCACUAGUUAAAACACAACAUGCAGCCCCACCGGUGCCUUUACCUAUAUUGCAGCCAAGACUAUUAUUUCGGCCACGUGAAAUUUCACUUGACAUCGGCUGUUCCCCAGUAGUAAAUCCGCUGCUUCCACGAAAGGAGAUUAUCGACGUACCGCGGAGCAACCGAAUUAUCGAAAAUCCUAACCAAACUCGCAUUUUUGAAAUUUCGGAAAAUCCUUUGAAUAAAAUAUCCAAUGUGGAACUUCCAACUGGUCACGGUCGAACCACGGACGACAGUGGUAUCCAGGCCGCUAGGUUGAUCGUUAUUCGACGUCGUAAAAUGCGCAAACACAAGCUGAGAAAGCUUCGCAAGAAGAUGAAAUUCGAAUGGGCUAAGGUUCGACAACGUCGUGAGCUGCGUAAAGAGAAGGCUUUCCAGGCGGAACUGAUAAACCAAAUAAAGCAAGCGGAGAAGUUCUCCGCCGAAAUGUACGUUGCCGAAAAGCUACGGCAAGCGACUGAAACGCCGAUUCCCCGCUUGUGGAAGGGUAAACGAUUGCCGCAGUUUAUUAUUAAGCAAAAAUUGGGCAUCGAAUGAAAUGAUAGUUGGUAGUUUUAUGCAGCAAUAAAGGUUUUAUUGGCAUUAUGUGGUUAA
Messenger RNA from Wyeomyia smithii (pitcher-plant mosquito), 857 nucleotides. Its product is annotated as aurora kinase A-interacting protein-like. The record is from RefSeq and is a predicted model, not a curated record. Lineage: Eukaryota; Metazoa; Arthropoda; Insecta; Diptera; Culicidae. The coding region runs from base 132 to 800 and encodes 222 amino acids. The transcript is spliced from 3 exons.